CAACCCUGCCCAGUGCGCAGGCGCGGGAAAGUUGAACUAAGAAAAGAAAGUUUAUACAAGUUCAGUGGAGGAGGUGGCGGCGGCGGGCCCCGGGACCAGGUGCCCCCAUGGCCGGCUCGGAAGAGCUGGGGCUCCGGGAGGACACGCUGAGGGUCUUAGCUGCCUUCCUAAGGCGGGGUGAGGCUGCGGGGUCUCCUAUUCCGACCCCAGCCAGGAGCCCUGCCCAGGAGGAGCCAACAGACUUCCUGAGCCGCCUUCGAAGAUGUCUUCCCUGCUCCCUGGGGCGAGGAGCAGUUCCCCCUGAGUCCCCUCGGCCUUGCUCCCUGCCUCUCCGGCCCUGCUAUGGUUCAGAGCCUGGCCCAGCUACUCCAGAUUUCUACGCCUUGGUGGCCCAGCGGCUGGAACAGCUGGUCCAAGAACAACUAAAAUCCCCACCUAGCCCAGAAUUACAGGGUCCCGCACCCACAGAGAAGGAAGCCCUGCUACGAAAGCUGGUGGCCUUGCUGGAGGAGGAGGCAGAAGUCAUCAACCAGAAGCUAGCCUCAGACCCUGUCCUGCAGCGCAAGCUGGCCCGCCUCUCCGCAGGUUCCUUCAGCCGCCUAGUGGAGCUCUUCUCCAGCCGGGAGGGCAGCCCUCGCCCAAGCCAAGCACGCCCCUCCUUGCCGUGCCCUGGGCCCCCACCGCCUUCCCCGGAGCCUCUGGCCCGCCUGGCCCUGGCCAUGGAGCUGAGCCGGCGCGUGGCCGGGCUGGGGGGCGCCCUGGCCGGACUCAGUGUAGAGCAUGUGCACAGCUUCGCACCCUGGAUCCAGGCCCACGGGGGCUGGAUGACGUUAAGAAAAUGAAAAGACAGGUAACAGAUUGGGAGAAAAAUUUAAAGUAGAUAUACCUGACAGAGACCUGUAUCCAGAAUCUAUAGAGAACAUUUACAAUUUAUGAAUAAGAAAAUAACACCGUUUGUAAAAACAGGCAAAAGACCAGCAGAUGUGACAAAAAAAAUAUACAAAUGUCCAACAAGCACAUGAAAAGAUGCGAACAACAUUGGCGGUCAGGGCAAUGCAAGUCACAACUAGGAGAUAGUAUCUUCAUACCUACAAAAGUGGUUAAAAUUACAGACUGAUUUUAUGAAGUGCUGGAGCGGAUGUGGAGCACCUAGAACUCUCAUGCAUCACUGAUGGGAAUACAAAAUGGUAAAACACCAUGGGAAACUUUGGGGCAGUUUCUUAUAAAGUUUAACAUGUACCUAGGGGACUUCUCUGGCGGCCCAUUGGUUAAGACUCUGCACCUCCUCUGCAAGGGGCACAGGUUCAAUGCCACGUGGCAGGGCCAAAAAACGAACCAAACAAAACAAAAACAAAACAGGGCUUCCCUGGUGACGCGGUGGCUAGGAAUCAACGGAGGGGACACAAGUUCGAGCCCUCCUCCGGGAAGAUCCCACGUGCCACAGAGCAACUAAGCCCCGGCGCCACAACUACUGAGCCUGCGCUCUAGAGCCCACGUGCCCAACUCCUGAAGCCCCGCGUGCCUAGAGCCCAUGCUCCUCAACAAGAGAAGACACCGCAAUAAGCCUGCGCUCUGCAAUGAAAAGUAGCCCCCGCUCUCCGCAACUACAGAAAGCCAACGCAUAGCAACGAAGACCCAGUGCAGCCAAUAAAAGAAACAAAAACAAAACAAAAACCCCAUACACCUAGUGUACGACCCAGCCUUGUGUUCCUAGGUUCACUUAAGAGAAGUGAAAGUGUACGUUCACAGAAAGACUCGGACAUGACCGUUCAUAGCCACUUCAUUCAUAACACCCCUAAUCUGAAAACCACCCAGAUGUCUAUCAACAGAAAAAUGUGAUCCAUCCAUACAAUGGAAUACUCCUCAGCGAUAAGGAUUGAACAGCUGUUACAGGCAACAUGAACAAAUCUCAAACACCUCAUGCUGAGCAAAAGAAGACAGACACAAAAGAGCAUAUACUGCAUAAUUCCAUUUAUACGAAAUUUUAGAAACGGAAAAGCUACACUAUCAUGACACAAAACAGAAAGUGAUUGCUUCUGGAGUUGGGUGGGGGAGGUGUUGACUAGAAAGUGUCGUGAAGGAACUUUCUGGGUGAUGGAUACAUUCCACAAGUUGCAUUCAUCUUUAUUCAACUAGUAACUUUCCGCAGGUCCAGGAAAGCUUCCUGGAGGAGGUGGCGACUAAGCUGUGCCCUGACCGACUACAGGAGUUGGCCAGACGAAGGGGGUGGGUAUUCCCAACAGGGAUGGGACUUAGGAAGAGCCAAGUGGCUUGAGUUGGGUCACUGGAUUUAAAAAACUUGGAACAAUUAAGUAGAGGACUAGGGGUUCAAUGCCUCGACGCCUUUGUCCUAUUCCUGAUUUGCCCUGGGACCCCGGACAUGACCUCCCGCUCUUUGGGCCUCUCAUUGCUUCAGUUUUCCUUCAGGAAAAUGGGCACAAGCACCCUCGCUCCUCCUGGAUUCCCCACAGACUGGGAAAAGCCACCGAAGGGACGAUGAGUGACAGUUCGUUUGAGCCAAUCGCUGGAGGCUAAAGCCCUGCCUUCCUUUCUUUUGGGCCAAUCGCCUUGUUUUCCUUGAGGCCAGCCGCUUGGCGGAGGCUGGUGAAAAGCCUCGUGACGUCACAUCUUUGAGAAACCAAUAGCAGCUAUUAAGAGGCGGGUCAUUUCGGUGAUAGACAGCUCUAUUUCAAGAUGUCCGCUUGGCGCGGGGUC
This is a messenger RNA of Hippopotamus amphibius kiboko, 2715 nucleotides long. RefSeq names its product BCL2 like 12 (gene BCL2L12). The transcript is spliced from 7 exons. Bases 108 to 842 code for a protein of 244 amino acids. NCBI's taxonomy places the organism in Eukaryota, Metazoa, Chordata, Mammalia, Artiodactyla, Hippopotamidae. The record is from RefSeq and is a predicted model, not a curated record. Gene Ontology annotation, biological process: regulation of apoptotic process.